CAGACAUUGAGGCUGCGGACUUUCGACCUCGAAACACUGUUCCUGUAUGUUUAUUUCCCGUGUCCAUCUUGUGAUCUUUCUCUAGCAAAACCCUCGUCAAUCCCACGUCACUCGUUACCCUUGUACAUCAUUAAACCCUCUUCCCGAUCCCGAUCAAAGCGAUAUUUUGUCCCUGAUAACCAAGCACAACCCGCCGGUCGGGAGAAGCAUGUGAAAGCCGCCUUCGAGAAUGGUCAAGGCCGGUACACGAUAUGGUGUUGUGCUCGACGCUGGGUCAUCUGGCACGAGAGUCUACAUAUACCGAUGGCUCGACAACUCUGUGGCUCGCCUAGACGAAUCCGCUCUUCACGCUUUACCAGAAUUAGAGACGAACGACAAAUGGACGAAGAAAAUCCAUCCUGGAGUGUCUACAUUCGGCGACGACCCCGAAUCAGUCGGCCCGAAACACUUGAAGCCUCUUCUCAAGCAUGCGCUUAAACACAUCCCCAAAGAUGCCGUACCCGAGACGCCGGUUUUCUUGCUCGCCACCGCAGGCAUGCGGUUAUUACCCGAACAACAACAACGAGACGUCCUGCGCAACGUUUGCUCCUACAUACAGUCUGAGACAAAGUUCUUGGUGCAAGAAUGCGAUGUCCAUAUACAAGUUAUACCGGGGGAGACAGAAGGAUUGUAUGGAUGGAUAGCCGCAAAUUACCUGCUUGGAGCAUUCAACUCGCCUGGCGACCAUGAUCAUGGGAAGGGACAUCAUACAUACGGAUUUCUGGACAUGGGCGGUGCUUCUGCGCAAAUUGCCUUUGCACCAAAUGCCACAGAAGCAGAAAAGCAUGCGAAUGACCUGACGCUGUUGAGACUGCGGACAGUUGAUGGUGUUCCACAAGAGCACAGAGUAUUCGUCACGACCUGGCUUGGGUUUGGGGCGAAUGAGGCCCGGAGACGGUACGUCGAAGAUCUUGGGGAGACAUACGGGCGCGAGGGAAUAUUCGAGUUGCCGGAUCCAUGCCUACCGAAGGGCUUGAAGGUGAAACAAGAUGGCACGAUAAUAUCGGCCCGUGCGCCAACAAGCGCAUCUAAGAAUUCCUUGGUUGGAACUGGCAACUUUGAGGAAUGCCUGCGGCGGACAUUUCCUUUACUCGAAAAAGACGUGCCAUGUCCGGACGAACCGUGCCUGGUGCACGGGGUCCAUGUGCCAGCGAUUGACUUUGAUGUGAAUCAUUUCAUCGGAAUCAGCGAAUACUGGCACACGACGCACGAUAUCUUUGAAAUGGAACACCAAGACAAGGCCUAUGACUUCAACACGUAUCAAAACCGGGUCAAAGAGUUCUGUGAAAAAGACUGGUCUGCGAUCGAAGACGGGUUAAAACAUAAAACAUGGGGCAAGGGAGUCGAUGACCGGACCGCAAUGGAAGUCUGUUUCAAGGCCAGCUGGCUGAUCAACAUGCUACAUGAAGGCAUUGGUAUUCCCCGCGUCGGUAUUGAAGACACCUCAUCGUCUCACAACGGGACGAAAGAGUUGCUGGAAAGCGGCAAAGCCAAGGGAUUUCUCGACCCGUUCCAGGCCGUAAAUAAAAUAAAGUCCACCGAAGUCAGCUGGACACUGGGCAAAAUGAUUCUCUACGCAUCCGCAGAAAUCCCCCCUGCGACUGAUGGAGACUUGCCCGUCGGCUUCGGCAGUAAUGUCCCCGGUAUACCAAAGGACUUCCAAUAUCCCAGCGGUGGAAAACUGCAAGACAUCCCGGACUACCACCUCGGUUCCGACUACCGUCCCCCUUCUUCCAACGACGAGUCACAAAGUCUUACCGAUCAAAUCCACGACACUUUAUUCAACGCCGACGCGCCCCACCGACUUCCUGGCUUUAUUUUCUUCCUGCUCAUCCUUUUCAUCGCCACUUUCUACCUUUGCGGCCGCGACCGUCGCGCGCGCUUUUACCACUCCCUUUCGUCAUCUUCGCACCGCAUGGCCAAUGGCAAAUCGUCCUUUCUCGGUUCCUUGUUCCACCAUCGUCCCCACGUCCGUGACCUCGAAGACGGGACCUCCUCGCGGCUCUACGACCCCAGCGACUUCGAGCUCGAGAAUGUUUCUUCUGCAUCAUCCUCCGAUGACGAUGGGACCGGGCUAGAUCCAGACGUGGCUUUCCGCAACUUCAAAUCCUCCGCCGCCCCUACUACGGCCAGUAGCCGAACAUCUCCCUCGAAACCGAAACGAAAUCUGGGCCGUUUGACUCCCGACGUCAUGGACCGAAGAGGUCUUGUUGUCCGGACUGAAAGCCGUGAGCGCCUCGGGCUUGAUCCUGCUGCCAAUGGUCGCUCGAAGAGCAGGACUGGCAGUCCGACCAGGCUGUAAUCUUGGACAAGUCCGGUGAUCUUUCACUAGAUUCCCGGUUAGAAAUUGUUUGGCCGGGCCUCAGUUGGAGAGUUACAGUUGGAUACUAGAAAGCCGUUUUCGGACUAUUUAUUCGGCAUUGGUAUACCUUUUAAUGAUUGGAAUGGAAUGAAUGAGCGACACGACUAAAACAUCGCUUUCUCUGGAUUUGUUUACAUAUAUACAUACACUGUAGUCUCUUUCAAUUCGUCCCAUUCCCCACCGCACCCUUUUUCAGAGUGACACCAAUGGCCUCUGGCAAAUUGAACUCCGGAAUCCCACGCUCGGACUCUGGCUCUCGAAUGGGCCGCAGCAGACUCGAGCUCGUGCCGCCGCUGUUGCCGGCCUUGCCACGCUCCCGUUCGCGCUCCUUCAGCGCGGCUUGCUGCGCUGGCAGCGUGGCCGUGACUUCGCGGAAGAAGGCAUCGAGACGGUCACGAUCUUGACAGAAGGCCUCGAGUUCGUCUUUGAUCUGCUCGGGCGUGACGUAUUGCGCGAUGCCGGAUCUGACUAGCCCACCACGACGGUUGGUACUGCUAGUGGCCCCGCCACCACCACCACCACCACCACCGCCGCCGAUGCCGCCGGCGCCUGUUGCAAAGACGUCGGCUAUGACCUGGGGCUGCUGCUGAACUGGGACUUGAUGGUGGUGAUGAUAAUGAUGGUUAUCGCCACCUGCACCACCACCAGCACCAGCACAAUUGUUCGCCGCCGGUGAAUUGCUGUCAAUAUUUGAAUUCGAGGUGCUGCUGUUGUUGGUGUUGUUGUUCGACAAACUAAGAGAUGUGGUAAUGCUAGUUGCCACUGAGACGGGGCGGAUGAGUGGCGAUGCAAAGGGCCCGGUUUGAGGAGAUUGUACGUUCAGUCCGAUGAUUCCAGACGCCUGCAUUGAUGGUGCUGGCGGCGCCGAGUGUGUGCUUGCUGGAAUGGGAGGGCGGAGCAGCGUCGAGCCCGAAGUCGAAUUCAAGUUGGCCGUGGCGUCUUUUUUGAUGUUUUCGAAUCUUGACACGGCCUGAUUGGUCAAGGCCUGGCGUGAGUUGUAGAGUCGAUUUGCCAGCAGCAGAAGAUCACCUUCGUCCGUGAUCUGGGCGAGAACGAUGCCUGACCGAUGCACAAAUUGCGUGUACCGGUAGUCGAGCUUGCCCCAGGAGUAUUGAAUCUCGACGUUCUCCGGAAACUCAGAGACCGCUUCGAGAUCGAGCACGAAAUUGAACCGUUUCAGUAGGGCUUUCUGAUAUAAAUGAUUAUCCGAAUUCAGUGCGGCUUGAGGCCCGAAUGAAGUAGCGGUAUAGUAUACGUUGGCCGGAGAAUUUCGGCGAGGAGGCUCGAGCGACAGUUUGAUGCGAUAAGGAGCACGGAAAGGUUCGUGUUCGGGAAUCUUGGAGGCUUCCAAAAUCGGUAGUUCGACCAGCUUCAGACCGUAUUUCUCGGCCUGAGUCGUCCAGUUGACAAUUGCAUCGUCAACCAGCUUCGAAGUCACGUUGAACCAGGAUAGUUCGAGAUGGUAGCAGUUUUCCGGGUUAUGCAGUCGAUCGUAAUGCAGGUUGAUGAUCUCGGGCCGGUUCGACCGUUUGCGGUGGUCGACGUCAAUCCGGAUCAUUUUGCUCAGGGUUACGGUUCGUCUUUUUCGGUCUCCCAGCGACUUGCCAAGCUCUGAUCCUAUCUGUGCUUGGAAGGUCAGGUUGGAGCCUGAUCUUGAUCGUCCAGAAACCAAUUCCCUCGCUGGAUGUUCUGAGAUAGGAGUCGGAGGAACUGAUCGAUCGGAUCGUCGACUUGCUGGGAACCAGGACUGUCUCGCUUCUGGCCGCUGAAUCCGCCAUUCGGGUUUGAUGGAGUAGAAGAAAUUCCCGUCUUUGAACUUGUGUCGGCUGUUGACGUGCUCGAAGAGACCUUCCGUCAUCAGUUCGUUGCCGAAGUCAACAGCUUCCUCGCGAGUAUCAAUAUCUCUGAAGUUGUGAACGAGCCAGUUCGUCAAGUCUUCGCCGGAGAAGCAACUGUAGUGCAGUCGCCAAUGCCAUCGCCUGUUCUUGAUCUCGAUCCCUUUGUCGCUUUGUAU
Molecule: messenger RNA, 4415 nt
Organism: Exophiala dermatitidis NIH/UT8656
Lineage: Eukaryota; Fungi; Ascomycota; Eurotiomycetes; Chaetothyriales; Herpotrichiellaceae
Product: apyrase
Exons: 2
Coding region: 230-2341 (703 amino acids)
Biological process (GO): nucleoside diphosphate catabolic process
Cellular component (GO): membrane
Molecular function (GO): nucleoside diphosphate phosphatase activity
Source: RefSeq, a predicted model, not a curated record